Messenger RNA from Linum tenue, 430 nucleotides. Lineage: Eukaryota; Viridiplantae; Streptophyta; Magnoliopsida; Malpighiales; Linaceae. The record is from the annotation of a GenBank genome assembly.
CUAUUAUUGACCACCUUUAUUUCAAAAGUUUUUGUUGCACCUUGAACCCUCUCUUCAAAUUUCUGGCGGGAGGCUUCUUGAUCCCCAUCGGAGCAGACUUGAUCCUGCAAUAGUAGAAGCCAUGAUGAUAUUAAGGACUUGGAUUCAGGAUGAUAGAAAGUCUGCCGCUGAAUUCAAAGCAUUGGAGGGAGUUUUCUCUACUAUGGCAAUGGAUGAUGCCACAGUGGAAGAGAGCACAUAUGGAGCUGGAAUGCAAAAGGAGUUGGAAGGAGAUGAAGACGAGGUUGCUGCAGUCAUCAACCUGCUAGACUAGCUAUUGGUGUAUGUUCAGUUUCUUUUUUUACUGCUAAAGCCUUGUUAUUGCUGGAAUUUUACUAAAGCCUUGCAAAACAUAGUAAUAUGAAGUUGUAAAUGUUGCUGGAUUUCAUGA